GCAGAGUGUUCAGUGUUCUUCGAGAGCCCAAUGGCUCGCGGCCAGCUGAGUGUGCUGUACGCUCUGGAUGUGGCAAGGACACAGCUCUACCACUUCAUGGCCAUCGUAAUCGCCGGCAUGGGCUUCUUCACAGACGCCUACGACUUCUUCGCCAUCUCACUCGUCACCGACCUCAUCGGCUACCAGUACUACCAAGGGCAUACUCCUCGCGGCGUCUCCGCCGUCAUCAAGGGGAUCGCCCUGUGCGGUGCCGUCCCGGGGCAGCUCGUCUUCGGCUGGCUCGGCGACAAGAUGGGGCGCAAGCGUAUCUACGGUGUCACGCUCAUCCUCAUGGUGGUCACCUCCCUCGCAUCCGGCCUCUCCUUCAGCAAGCGCUUGGGGAAGAACGUGGUCACCGUGCUCUGCUUUUUCCGUUUCUGGCUCGGCGUUGGCAUCGGCGGCGACUACCCGCUCUCGGCAACCAUCAUGUCGGAGUACGCCAACAAGAAGAGACGCGGCGCCUUCAUCGCCGCUGUUUUCGCCAUGCAGGGUUUUGGCAAUCUUGCAGCAGGGAUCGUCGGAAUGGUGGUGUCAGCCGCCUUUCUGAACAGCACCACAUCCAACGCUGACUUCGUCUGGCGGAUUGUUCUCAUGUUCGGCGCCGUUCCGGCUGCCCUCACCUACUACUGGCGCAUGAAGAUGCCGGAGACGGCGCGGUACACGGCCCUCGUCACCAAGGAUGUGAAGAAGGCAGCCUCAGACAUGGCCUCCGUCCUCAACGAGGACAUCGUGCCGGAGGAUGAAGCUGUCAACGAGCUCGCCCCGCCGGGCCAGUACGGUCUCUUUUCGUCAGAGUUCCGCCGCCGCCAUGGUGUGCACCUCCUCGCGACCAGUGUGUGCUGGCUUGCUGUCGACAUCACCUUCUACUCGCUUAAUCUGUUCAUGAAGGACAUCUUCACCAAUGUAGGGCUGCUUCCCACUCCAGAGGAAGGCAACAACAACCCGUUCCAGCGGAUGAUCAAAACUACCGCACUGCACACGGCCAUAGCCCUCUGUGGUACAUUGCCAGGGUACUUCGGCACCGUCGUGUUCGUGGACCGCAUCGGCCGUGUCAGGAUUCAAAUACUUGGGUUCACCAUGAUGUCCGUCUUAAUCAUCUGCCUCGCUGCCCCCUACGAUCACUACUGGACUAAACAACACAAGAACAAGUACGGCUUUGCUGUCAUGUAUGGCAUGACCACCUUCUUUGCUAAUUUCGGUCCAAACACGACGACUUUCAUAAUUCCGGCGGAGAUCUUCCCAGCGCGGCUACGCUCGUCCUGCCAUGGCAUAGCCGGGGCCUUUGGGAAGAUUGGCGCCAUCAUCGGCGUGUUUGCCCUCCGGUACACGGAAAAUCACGUCGCAAGAACGAUGUUCGGGCUUGUUGGCUGCAACAUAGUCGGUCUUGUGUUUACGCUCCUCUUGCCGGAGACAAAGGGGAAGUCACUGGAGGAGAUAACCGGAGAGAUUGAAGGACAACGGCCACAACAUCACGCUGACGCAGCUCCUUCGGCAGAGCACACACAAGUGGUGCCUGUUUAGUCGUCUACGUAGGGUUUUAUGUGGUGCUGCCUCUUUAUUUUUUAUUAGUGCAUGGUACUACCUUUGCUGAUGGAUCUUUAUUAUGAAAAUAUUCAUGUAUUUACGUGUGUUGGUAGCAAAAUUAUUUAAUUCAAA
Molecule: messenger RNA, 1695 nt
Organism: Setaria italica (foxtail millet)
Lineage: Eukaryota; Viridiplantae; Streptophyta; Magnoliopsida; Poales; Poaceae
Product: putative inorganic phosphate transporter 1-13
Exons: 2
Coding region: 31-1560 (509 amino acids)
Biological process (GO): transmembrane transport
Cellular component (GO): membrane
Molecular function (GO): transmembrane transporter activity
Source: RefSeq, a predicted model, not a curated record